Malaclemys terrapin pileata is the source of this 3946-nucleotide messenger RNA. RefSeq names its product acetyl-coenzyme A synthetase 2-like, mitochondrial. The coding region runs from base 254 to 2302 and encodes 682 amino acids. NCBI's taxonomy places the organism in Eukaryota, Metazoa, Chordata, Testudines, Emydidae. Gene Ontology annotation, cellular component: mitochondrion. The transcript has 14 exons. Gene Ontology annotation, molecular function: AMP binding; acetyl-CoA synthetase activity. The record is from RefSeq and is a predicted model, not a curated record.
UCUGGAACAGGCGAGAGAGAGCGUGUCAGGAAGAGACUGGGCACCUCAUGAGCUCUCUGCUGAGUGCGAAUUUAUAAUCUAAUGAACAGAGAGAGACCCAGCUAACACCCCACUCCUUCCGGCUCAAGGCCAUAGCUCCAGGGCAGAGUGAAAGCACUUAACCUGGAGUUUGUAUCUAAAGAAGAAGAGCACAAUUCUGAAGUCCAUUUCCUGCUUGUUGCAGAGUUGGGGAUCUCUCUUGCAACCCUGGAUCAUGGCCUGGCUGCUUCCCAGGGCUUGCUGCCUAAAAGUCUUCUGUCAGUCCUCUAGAGGACCCUUUUCUUCUGGAAUAGCUAGAGCUUGGAGCGGUGGGCCCCUGACUGCAUAUAUGCCGGAAGCUGUAGCGUUCGCUGGAUCAAGGGACCACCCAGGACUGUACAAGGUGUCAGUGGAGCAGGUAGAUGAAUUCUGGGGAGCUCUAGGGAGAAGCCGACUCAUGUGGAUUAAUCCUUUUCACUCUGUCAAAGACUGUAAUCUACAGCAGGGCUGGGUGUCCUGGUUCCUGGGAGGACAACUGAAUGUAGCAGUGAAUUGUCUGGAUCGACAUGUCCACACAGCGCCAAACAAAGUGGCCCUGAUCUGGGAGAAAGAUGAGCCUGGGAAAGAAGUCCGGGUUACAUACAGAGAACUGCUUGAGUUGACCUGCCGUCUGGGAAACACCUUGAAACGACAGGGAGUGAAAAGAGGUGACCGAGUCAUCAUCUACAUGCCCCCAUGCCCUCUGGCUGUGGCAAGCAUGUUAGCCUGUGCCCGGAUAGGAGCCGUACACACUGUGGUAUUUGCCGGAUUCAGCUCCGAGGCUCUAGCUGACAGGAUCCGGGAUGCGCAGUCAGAGACAGUGAUCACUGUGAACCAGGCGCUGAGGGGGGGCAAGGUUAUUGAGCUGAAGCAGACAGUGGACCAGGCCAUGCGUGCGUGCCCGCUGGUGAAGCGAGUUCUGGUUUCCAUGAGGACUGAGCAGAAGGUUCCCAUGUCAGAACUGGAUGUGCCGUUGGAGGAGGAAAUGAUGAAAGAAGAUGUAUGCUGUGAGCCUGCUGUCAUGGAGAGUGAAGACUUGCUGUUCCUUCUCUACACAUCAGGCAGUACUGGCAAACCCAAGGGGCUGGUCCACUCCCAGGCAGGAUACUUGCUCUAUACUGCCAUCACACACAAGUAUGUGUUUGAUUACCACGAUGGGGACAUCUUUGGAUGCAUGGCAGACAUCGGUUGGAUCACAGGGCACAGUUAUGUGGUGUAUGGCCCUCUGUGCAACGGAGGUACCACUGUCCUUUUUGAGAGCACUCCAGUGUACCCCAAUCCUGGGCGUUACUGGGAAACAGUGGAGAGGUUACGAAUUAAUCAGUUCUAUGGAGCACCCACAGCAAUUCGCUUGCUGCUGAGAUAUGGGGACGAGUGGGUAAAGAAAUACGACAGAUCUUCCCUCAAGACCCUUGGAUCAGUGGGAGAACCCAUCAACACAGAAGCAUGGGAGUGGUACUUCAACGUGGUUGGCGAUGCACGGUGCCCAGUAGUUGACACAUGGUGGCAAACUGAAACAGGAGGCAUCUGUAUCUCUCCCCGUCCAUCCAGCCCCGGAGAUGAGAUUCUUCCAGGCAUGGCCAUGAGACCAUUCUUUGGGAUCAGCCCUGCCCUCCUGGAUGAAAAGGGAAACAUCCUAACACAGAACAAUGUCUCUGGAGCCCUCUGCAUCUCUCAGGCCUGGCCAGGAAUGGCACGGACCAUUUACAAUGACCACAAGAGAUUUCUGGAAACCUACUUGAUGCCUUACCCAGGAUUUUUCUUCACGGGAGAUGGAGCUUAUCGUACCAGCCAAGGAUAUUACCAGCUGACAGGACGUCUGGAUGAUGUCAUCAAUGUUAGCGGGCACAGGCUAGGCACUGCAGAGCUGGAAGAUACUGUGAAUCAGCACAGAGCGGUGGCAGAGUCAGCCGUGAUCGGAUUCCCUCACGAGAUCAAAGGAGAAGGAGCAUAUGUGUUCAUUGUGCUGAAGAAGGGGACUGAUGUCUCUCAGGAGAGGCUGAGCAAUGAACUUAAGGAGCUAGUCUCAAAGAAGAUUGCAAAAUAUGCAAGCCCUGAAUAUGUUCAGGUCACAAAGCGGCUACCCAAGACCCGUUCAGGUAAGAUUAUGCGCCGUGUCCUGAAGAAGAUUGUAGAGGACAAAACAGAUGAGCUUGGGGACCUGACCACCUUAGAUGACCACGAGGCCGUGGAGGAGAUCAUUGAGGGGCACAAGCGCCUCCUGCAGGAGGAGCAGGGCCAGUAACCUGAGUGCAGUCAGACUCUCUGCUCCCCUUUUCUUCACCCCCCACCCCCAUCUAAUUUGGGACCUAGCCUAGAAAAAGCCAAUCAACAGGCACCAGUAAUUCAGUUGAGAUCAGACCUUUAUUUUUCACACCAGCACUGAAGACCUUGGACCUCCAAAGCAGACCGCUCCUCUGAGAAGUGACCGUGUCUGGGGGCAGUAAGAGUGAGGGUGAAGCAGGCAGAGGGGGUGAGGAAGCGGAAGGUAAAAGGCCCUAGUGAAAAGCCACCAUACCCCCCUCCUCACAUCUGGAUAAUGAGGAAGGAGGCAGAGAGUGGAGGUUGGCUAAUCCCAAAUUGGAGGCCUCUCUUCAGGAUGGCUCCCAGCUCCAGCAUGUCCAUGUAGAACACUAGGCGCCCACAUUUUUCCUGCAGCUGCUCCAAACCCACUGCCACAGCACUGUGUCUGUGUGGGGGAGCAGUGUCCAUGCAGGACAGGGUCAGCUUUAGGGAAAAUGGCACCCUGGCUGAAUCUGUAUUUUGGCACCCUUUGAGUUUGAGAACAGUAGCAUGGGGCGCAGGGAUCAGGUGCCUGCCAGGCUGCAUAGGGAGAAGUUUGAGCCCAGGGUCUCCCUUCACCAUACACCCCGAUCACCUAGCAGGAGGAGAGUGGUGCACAGCUACUGCCUGUGCCCACAGGAAGGUGGGGACCCAGGGGCUGCCCACUGGCUCUGCAGGGGUGAGCCCUGCUGCCUGCACCUCCCAGAAAGGCUGUCAGCUCGGGGCAGCACUGCCCACACCCGCCCGGCUGGCCAGUGGCUCCAGCCCAGCUUCCACUCACCUGUGCUCUGGUAGCCCAGACCCACUAGCUUGUGGCACUCAGACGUCGCGGCCUCCCCUACCCCAAUACCCUAGGCAGUUGCCCACUUAGCCCACCUGUAAGGCCAGCCCUAGUGCAGGAUGACAGGAGGAGGCAGCUGCUGUCUGGCACCAGCUCAGGCUGCUUGAUGAAUGCUGCCACACAUACCCCAUGCUAACAGGCCCUGGAUUUUAAUGCAAAAUGCUUCUAGUGAGGUUCAGCCUGGGUAAAAUGACAAACUCCAUGGACUAAUCUACCAUGUGCUGAGCAAGGCCCUGAACUGAAUGAAGAGACAUGGGCCCUGUCCAUCCCAGCAGAUCCCAGCCUCACGUUCAGAUGAUAGUGAUCCCUGUGGAGACCAUGGUCCUUUCUGAGCUAGCAUCACACUGCAGUCAAGUGCAGGCACCACUGGCCCUGCCUUUGCACAGCACCAGAUGAUGCCUUCUCCUGGCACCCAGGAGUUCCCCCCCUCCAUCCAAAGUUAUCCCCCCCUCUCAAAAGAAGCAAGAAAAUGGGGCUCCUUCUGCUCCCCCCAUCACGAUAGGCAGGAAGAGGGGAUCAGAUGCCAGGGGAAUGGUUUGGGGAGAAGCCCCCUCUGGGGGGAUGGAAACCUCCACUCUCAGCAGCACCCAACAACAAACAGUUUGGACAACAGGCAGAAAGGAAAGAGCCCUGGUUCCUUCAGUAAAAUCCAGAAACCAUCACACUCCUCCCUGAAUACUGAUUGGCUCCUGGUGGCUCUGCAGUUCCACAUCUACUAAUCAGGUGUUUCUGCAGCUCCUGGGUAAUAAACCAGUCUCAAGCCUC